UCUGGUGGAGGAAGAAGAAGUGAAAGCGAAGUUCAUCAACUCUUCUCCCCAAUUCGAUCCGAAUUCCUAUGCAAUCCGAUCCAAAUCCCUAAAAUUUGCUACGAAUCAUGGGAUCAGGGAAGAAUAAUGGCGAAACAGAAGAAUUUCUCCACCCCCUUUCCGCCGCCGACAAAUUGCAAACCCUAACCCUCACCGGCGACGGCGAGAGCAACUUCAAUGGCGAAGUCUCCACCUCCAAUUCCAAUUCGCACUAUCGCAGUGCCAUGACCACACUCUCCACCUCCACCGAGCAGCCGCUCUUCCCUCCGCCGUCGGCCGUAUCGGAUCCCCUCCUAUUCCCUCCGCAAAGCCCCUCUCUCGAUUCACCAUCCUACGCGGACGUCAUGUCCCAUCCCUCCCCGGAGACCAACGGCAACGGCGAGAUCUCCGGCGAUUACUCAAUUCCGUCGCCUCAAUCUCAGUCUCCCACCUCCGAUUUUCUGAGAAUCAGCGUUUCCGAUCCGCAGAAGGAGUUCGAGCCAUCGAAUUCGAUCGUCCCCGGCGGCAAUACCUACGUUAGCUACCUGAUCACGACGAGCACAAACGUGGCUGAUUACGAGGGCUCCGAUUUCAGCGUGCGGAGGCGGUUCAAGGACGUGGUCACGCUCUCGGAUCGGCUGGGUGAGGCCUACAGAGGGUUCUUCAUCCCGCCCCGGCCGGAUAAGAGCUUAGUAGAGAGUCAGGUGAUGCAGAAGCAGGAUUUCGUGGAGCAGAGGAGGGUGGAGCUGGAGAAGUACUUGAAGAGGCUGGCGAGGCAUCCGAUGAUCCGGAAGAGCGACGAGCUGAGGGUGUUUCUGACUGUGAAGGGGAGAAUGCCGCUGCCCACAAGCAUUGAUGUGGCGUCAAGGAUGCUUGAUGGGGCCGUGAGGCUGCCGAAGCAGCUGAUGGGGGAGUCGAGCAGCGUGAUUGAGCCGCAGGACGUGGUGCAUUCGGCCAAAGGUGGAAGGGAUAUGCUGAGGUUCUUUAAGGAAUUGAAGCAGUCUGUAGUGAACGAUUGGGGCAACGCCAGGCCGUCUAUGGAGGAGGAAGAUAAGGAGUUCUUGGAGAAAAAACUCAAGUUGAAGGAUCUCGAGCAGCAUCUCACAAAUGCGGCGCAGCAGGCAGAAUCAUUGGUCAAGGCACAGCAAGAAAUGGGAGAGAUCAUGGGGGAAUUAGGGCUGGCUUUUAUCAAGUUAACCAAGUUUGAGAGUGAGCAGACAGCUUCAAAUACCCAAAGAGUGAGGGCUGCUGACAUGAAGAAUGUAGCUACUGCAGCUGUUAAGGCGAGCAGAUUGUAUCGAGAAUUAAAUGCUCACACUGUGAAGCAUUUUGAUUCGUUGCUUGAACACAUGGGAAUGAUGUUAGCUGUACACAAUGCAUUCGCAGAUCGUUCUAGUGCCUUACUGACAGUGCAAACUCUUAUAUCAGAAUUGUCUGCCUUGCAUUCAAGAGCUGAUAAACUUGAAACUUCGUCAUCAACAAUUUUUGGGAGUGACAAGUCAAGGGUCCGCAAGUUGGAGGACCUAAAAGAUGCCAUUAGGGUUACGGAGGAUGCCAAAAGUUGUGCCACCAAAGAAUAUGAAAGGAUAAAGGAAAACAAUAGGACGGAAAUCCAAAGGCUUGACGAAGAAAGAAAGGUCGACUUCGUUAACAUGCUGAAAGGAUUUGUCAAAAAUCAGGUCGCAUAUAGUGAGAAGAUUGGAAUCGAGUGGACUAAAGUGGCGGAGGAAACGAGCAGAUACGCAAGGGAGAGCACAUAGAGGACCUGUGUAUAUUAUCCAAUUCUUCUUCCACUUUUUUGCUAAGAGAAAAUUAGUCUUAAUGUUAUUUCUUAAUUGGUUAGACUAUUUUUUCUUGUUUUGUAAAGAGGUUGUUUGUACAUCCUCCUCACAACAUCGAGUGUAAUGCUGUAACCAUUUUUUUUUACUUAUUAUACAAAAUAAUGUCUCAUAAUUCCUUCAA
Messenger RNA from Salvia hispanica, 1980 nucleotides. RefSeq names its product sorting nexin 2B-like. The record is from RefSeq and is a predicted model, not a curated record. Lineage: Eukaryota; Viridiplantae; Streptophyta; Magnoliopsida; Lamiales; Lamiaceae. Gene Ontology annotation, molecular function: phosphatidylinositol binding.